CAGUCACACAAUGGAGGCUCUUACAACUAAGGAUAUAAAAAUCCUGUUACACACUUCCACCUCGGUGCAGAGUAUUUAAGAGACAGGAAUGGAACUUUAAUUUCACCGUGUGCUUCCAGGAUCUCCACUCAAAACGCCUACCUGUCUCAACAUUUUUUAAAGGCAAUACAGAAGUCUACGGCGCACUCAGAGAAUGGCGAUAAAUUGGCUGGGACUGUUGUCCAUGGGAGUGUUUUACAUAAUGAUACUGGCCAUGGGUCUCUGGGCAUCCAGGAAGUCCAAGCGUGAGGAGAAGAAGUGCACUGGGAACCUCAGUGAAGUUGCAAUGGUUGGGGGGAGGAACCUAAACAUCUGGGUCAGCAUCUGUACUAUGACAGCCACUUUGGUGGGAGGAGGCUAUAUUUUGGGUGUUGCUGAAAUGGUCUAUAAUCCAACAAAGGGAUUGGCAUGGGCAACUGGACCCCUUGCCUACUUUAUCAACUUAAUUAUAGGUGGUCUCUUCUUUGUCAAACCUAUUCGGUCAAAGAAUUAUGUCACCCUCAUGGACCCAUUUCAGGAGAAAUAUGGCAACACCGUAGCUGCUGUUCUUUUCAUUCCCAGUCUCAUAAGUGAUAUCUUGUGGAUAGCAUGCAUUCUUGGUGCACUGGGAGGGACGAUAAGUGUGGUCAUGGAUAUCUCCUCCUCGCUGUCUGUGUGCAUCUCUGCUGCUGUGGCAAUCCUUUACACACUAAUGGGAGGACUGUACUCUGUGGCAUACACUGACGUCAUCCAGCUUGCCUUUAUUUUUGUUGGUUUGUGGCUCUGCGUGCCUUUCAUACUGGCAAACCCCUCCUCUGCCAACAUCACUGUUGCUGCAGUGACCAAACUGCACCAGGAGCCAUGGAUUAGCAGGCUAGAGCCGGAAGAAGCAGGUCGCUGGGUAGAUGAAAUAUUGCUGAUGGCCAUUGGAGGGAUCGGUUUCACGACUUUCUACCAGAGAACCCUGUCCACAGCCACUGAUGCACAAGCCAAAAUCACCUGCUACGCUGCAGCAGUACUCUGCCCAAUCCUUGCCAUCCCGUCACUUGUCAUUGGGGCAGUGGCUGCAUCUACCAAUUGGAACGAGACCAGCUACGGUUCUCCUAGCCCGUACGAACAGGGCAAAGCCGGGAUGAUCUUGCCAAUUGCCCUUCAGCAUCUUUGCCCUUUUUACAUCUCAAUGUUUGGUAUGGGAGCACUUGCUGCUUCUGUGAUGUCAUCGGUUGACUCUGGCCUUCUGUGUGCCGCCUCCCUACUGGGCCGAAAUAUCUUCAAGAACGUCAUCUACAAAAGGGCAUCAGAAAAAAUGAUUCUUGCUGUGGUGAAAGGGUCAGUCCUCGUGUGUGGAAUAAUGGGAGCAGGUCUGGCCAUGACCGCACACUCUAUUCAUAUGUUCUGGAUCUUAAGUGGAGAUAUCUGUUAUUCAAUGUUGGCUCCCCAGGUGAUAUGCCUCUUCUACUUAUCCCGGAGGUCGAACCACUACGGUGCCUGUGCUGGCUUUGUGUUGGCAAUACUGCUCAGAACUCUGGUGGGAGAACCCAUGAUGGGCCUUCCUGACAUCCUGCCGCUGCCGUGGGACAAGAUGGUGGACGGUGAUCGAUACCGCUUGUUCCCUUUUCGCACUGCAAUCAUGCUCAUCACCAUGGCGACUAUUUUAGGAGUAUCAUGCGUUGCUCAAUGGUUGUCUGAGAAGGGCCUGCUAACAAGAAUAAGUGACGCUGAAACAGACACACACAUGACUUACACGGCACCGGGUCAAAGGGAUGUGGAGGAGAAGGAGACUGAAAGAACAACCUCACUUAUGCUCUCAACUUGAACACUUUCAUACUGCAUGAGGGUGCUCCAACUUGAGAGUCCUUUCACUGGCUAAA
This is a messenger RNA of Cyclopterus lumpus (lumpfish), 1889 nucleotides long. Its product is annotated as high-affinity choline transporter 1-like. The coding region runs from base 194 to 1834 and encodes 546 amino acids. Gene Ontology annotation, cellular component: plasma membrane. Gene Ontology annotation, biological process: transmembrane transport; choline transport; acetylcholine biosynthetic process. NCBI's taxonomy places the organism in Eukaryota, Metazoa, Chordata, Actinopteri, Perciformes, Cyclopteridae. The record is from RefSeq and is a predicted model, not a curated record. The transcript has 11 exons. Gene Ontology annotation, molecular function: choline:sodium symporter activity.